AUGGACAGCCGCUUGCAGGAGAUCCGGGAGCGGCAGAAGUUACGGCGGCAGCUCCUGGCGCAGCAGAGUACACAUGCAGAAAAUGCAGAUGCAUUAUACAAGGUGCUAAACAUACAAAUACAAAGAAGACAGAUUUUAAUUUUCAGGGCUUCCUAUGAUACCUCUGCUCCAAAUGCAAAACGGAAGUAUCAGGAUGAAGGGGAGACAGACGAAGACAAGAUGGAAGAAUAUAAGGAUGAAUUAGAAAUGCAGCAGGAAGAAGAGAAUUUGCCAUAUGAAGAAGAGAUUUAUAAAGAUUCUAGUACUUUUCUGAAGGGAACGCAGAGUUUAAAUCCCCAUAAUGAUUACUGCCAACAUUUUGUAGACACUGGACAUAGACCUCAGAAUUUCAUCAGGGAUGUAGGUUUGGCUGACAGAUUUGAAGAAUACCCUAAACUGAGGGAGCUCAUCAGGCUCAAGGAUGAGUUAAUAGCUAAAUCUAACACUCCUCCUAUGUACUUACAAGCAGAUAUAGAAGCCUUUGACAUCAGAGAACUGACACCUAAAUUUGAUGUGAUUCUUCUGGAACCCCCUUUAGAAGAAUAUUACAGAGAAACUGGCAUCACUGCUAAUGAAAAAUGCUGGACUUGGGAUGAUAUUAUGAAGUUAGAAAUUGAUGAGAUUGCAGCUCCACGAUCAUUUAUUUUUCUCUGGUGUGGUUCUGGGGAGGGAUUGGACCUUGGAAGAGUGUGUUUACGCAAAUGGGGUUACAGAAGAUGUGAAGAUAUUUGUUGGAUUAAAACCAAUAAAAACAAUCCUGGAAAGACUAAGACUUUAGAUCCAAAGGCUGUCUUCCAGAGAACAAAGGAACACUGCCUUAUGGGGAUCAAAGGAACUGUUAAGCGUAGCACAGAUGGGGACUUCAUCCAUGCUAAUGUUGACAUUGACUUGAUUAUCACAGAAGAACCUGAAAUUGGCAAUAUAGAAAAGCCUGUAGAAAUUUUUCAUAUUAUUGAACAUUUUUGUCUUGGUAGAAGACGCCUUCAUCUAUUUGGAAGAGAUAGUACAAUUCGACCAGGCUGGCUUACAGUUGGACCGACUCUUACAAAUAGCAACUAUAAUGCAGAAACAUAUGCAUCCUACUUUAGUGCUCCUAAUUCCUACUUGACUGGAUGUACAGAAGAAAUUGAGAGACUUCGACCAAAAUCACCUCCUCCCAAGUCUAAAUCUGAUCGGGGAGGUGGAGCUCCCAGGGGUGGAGGAAGGGGUGGAACUUCUGCUGGCCGUGGUCGAGAAAGAAACCGAUCUAACUUCCGAGGAGAAAGAGGUGGCUUUCGCGGGGGCCGCGGAGGAGCACACAGAGGUGGCUUUCCACCUCGGUAA
Messenger RNA from Puma concolor (puma), 1362 nucleotides. The record is from RefSeq and is a predicted model, not a curated record. Lineage: Eukaryota; Metazoa; Chordata; Mammalia; Carnivora; Felidae.